Messenger RNA from Athalia rosae (coleseed sawfly), 5050 nucleotides. Its product is annotated as MAM and LDL-receptor class A domain-containing protein 1-like. Lineage: Eukaryota; Metazoa; Arthropoda; Insecta; Hymenoptera; Athaliidae. The transcript has 10 exons. Gene Ontology annotation, cellular component: membrane. The record is from RefSeq and is a predicted model, not a curated record. Bases 639 to 3455 code for a protein of 938 amino acids.
GCGUCAUUCAUCAAUAUGAACAAUCGUCAUUAGAUCAGGCUAUCGAACAAUCAAAUACAUUGACACCUUUAUAUACCUCUGCAAUUUGAAAAUCGUUUUACAAAUGAUUUUUUCUAGGAAUUUCCAAGCAAAUGAUUGAUUUUUAUUCCGUUGUUGGGUCCGCGACUCCUCUGGACGUGCAUGAGGCCCCCAUCAUGGCCGCAGGAACCGUAAUGCAUUAUGCGCAAUAAAUAUCACGCGAACAAUGCGUAUAUCGUAUCAUCAACUAUUGUGAUACCUGGGAGGCGGGUAUCGAACCCGAACGUUGAGGGGACGAUGCAUGACGACCGGAAGUUGAAACCGGAACUACAGAGACUCGAUGACGCGCAUAUUAUACCAUUAGAUCAUACCUCACAUUGCAGUAUCGACGCUCCUAGCAGCAGCAAUGAAAUUGAUCGAAACUAGAAUAUAGUACAAAUAUAGUGUUUGUUGCGGCAGAAGAUUCGAAUAUUCAAAGUGUAAAAUCAUUGUAUCCGAAGAAACUGCUGGAAACAAGUUUAUCGUGAUCUCUGAAGCACCUGCAAAGUAACAAUCAUGCAAUUCAAGGCACAAUAAAAAUAGUGAUUCAAAGCAAAGCUUCAUCUGUCGUUAGAACGAAAAUGAAAUACCUACUGUUACUAAUUUGUUUGUCUCGGGUAUUUGGUGCAAAAUGGUGGCCGAGCGGACAAGAACCGAUGUUAGGCGAGCAAGUAGAUCUCGUGAACGCGGGUGGUGAUUUGCGGAUUGAAAAAUCGACCCCGAAUUGGAUUGGCCAAGGCUUAUCUCCGAUUGGGGAUUUCGGGGGGCCAGGGCCCGACGAAGUAGAUCCUUUCGAGGAUCCGCUGAAUCCGACAAUUCCUAGUAUCAAUCCUGUGACUCCAGCUUCAGUGACCCAAGACCCUACGGCAAUCAGGGACAGGGAACCACUCGACGAAGUCGAACAUAUUCAACCUAAACAGUGGUCGAAUGGACAGGGUCAAGGUUUCCAAACCACAACGCAAUUUUCUAUACCCAGAAGAAAUCAAAACCCAACGACACUCGCGCGAAGGAAUCCUUCCACCCAGAGGUAUCCACCGGUGACGGUAGCACCUCCGGUAACCGCUUCGGUGGACGAGGUAUUUUGUGAUUUUGGUCCGCUUCCUGUCCAAUCGUUGUGCGAAUGGCAAAAUGGCGAUGGCGCUUUGGAAUGGAAAGCUGGUACAGGCCUUGGAACGAACUGGCUCGGUGGUCCACCGAGUGAUUCGACCGCAGGAACUAUGGAGGGUGGCUAUGCUUUUAUCGAGUCAUCGGAGAUGCCGGCCAAAGAUUCGAAGCCCAGAAGUCCGGGAGGACUUCUUCACAGCCCUCAAUUAGGAAGCACCGGGGUGGCUGGGACUUGUUUCACCUUCAAAUACGCCAUGGAUGGACUCAGUUCGGCAGGACUUAGAGUUCUACUGCACAUGGGCGUCGAUGGUUAUUCGAUUAGAAAAGAAACUCAGCGCGGAGAAAACGAUAUAGAUGACGACAAUUCAACAAUUAUCGAACCGCCGAGACCGCAGACUACCAAUAUCGCCGACGAGAGGGUUCUUUGGCACGCGCAAUAUUACACACUCGGUGUAUGGCAGCAAGCUCAGAUCCUUUACACCUUUCCCGAUAUUCAUUCGUUGAUCUUGGAAGCGGUUCCAGUCGACGUCGGAGAUCCUUCGAGACUUUACCGUGGCUACAUUGCCGUCGAUGACAUCGAUUUACAACCUGGUACCUCCUGCGUUGGUUUCUGCAAUUUCGCCGGCGGUUUUUGCGACUGGAGUAACGACGCGGAGGACGACUUUGACUGGACAAUUAGUCGGGGGAGCGCGAACCCAACGACUGGACCGGCAAUGGACAGUUCAACCGAUAGGGCAACGGCGGGUGGUUACGCGUACAUCGAUUCGAGUUUUCCCCGGAAACCCGGUGACGUCGCGAAACUCCUGAGCACGAGUUUUCCAGCAACCACAGCCGACUCACCGAUGUGCAUGCAUUUCUGGUUUCACAUGUUUGGUUCGGGCAUCGGGCACCUGAAAGUAUUUGUGCGACAUUUCCGGAGCCUCGACGCCCACCUCCAGGAGAUUUGGGGGCUCAGCGGUAACGCUGGAAACGCGUGGUUCAUGUCAGAGGUCACCAUAAGCUCGCUGGACGACUAUCAAAUAAUGUUCGAAGCCUCGGUAGGAAACACGGCGAUGGGGGAUAUCGCCAUUGACGACGUAGCGUUCACGCCAGGCGCUUGUCCAGUAUCUCCUCAAGUGGCAGCGCCGAGUGUUCGCGACUGCACUUUCGAGGUGGACGAAUGCGACUGGAUCAAUUCGCGGGAUCCCGACAGGGUCGAAUGGGAACGCGUUUCGACUCAAGCACUGAGUGCUCGAAACCAGCGGAAACCGUACAGCAAUGGUCACACGGUUAGCAGAAGAAACGAGUACUUUCUCGGCCUCGGAAGAUCCAGAGGAGGAGCCAGAAAUGGGGGUGGUGGAACCGCACAGUUGGUUAGCAGAGAGAUGAAGGGUUCCGAAGAUCCUUUUUGCGUCACAUUUUGGUACUUUAUGUUCGAGUCUUUCAUAGACUCGACUGGCCCCAGUUUAGGAGUCCUCAGAGUCUUAAUACAGGCAGUUGGUGAUGCGCCAUCAGAGUCCAGACCGAUUUGGCAACUUUACAACAACCAAGGACCAACUUGGAGUUACGCUCAAGCAAGUAUUGAAGAAAAAAGAAACUUUCAUAUAAUUUUCGAAGGAACUUGGGGUCCGAAUAGAGCGAGCGGUAGUAUGGCGAUCGACGACAUCACUUUCUACGUUGGUAAAUGCACCAUCACUCCACCGAGUGCCGGAGUGAGGCCAGAAGAUUGUAGCUUUGAGAAGGGUCUCUGCGCGUGGGAAAAUAUCACCUCUUCUGGUAACGACAGAACCGUUACAUGGCAGCGCGCGUUCGUUACUCACAGGCCGGCUCAGCUAUUGGAUAAAACCUUCGGAGCUACCGGUGAUUUUGUAUUUUUCGAUAUUUUUACCACCAAUCAAAAACUGAUUGAGGUGCGUUUGCGGUCUCCGAUAAUAAACCCAAAUCCGGACGAAGAAGCGAUAUGCUUCACCUUCUGGUUCGCCGCUUUCGGUGUUGAGGAAUCUACGACGUUAAGAGUUAUCAGGAUGUCAACGGAUAUCGAUGAAAAUAACGACGAUAACGAAAAGGGGAAUGGAAAUGGGAAUGGAAACGAGGGGAAAGAACCGCUCUGGUCCCUCACGGCUAAAGGAUUCAACAACCCUAGACCGGUUUGGACCGCCGCCCAAGUUACUGUUGGAAAUCGUUCGCCCUACAGAUUGGUUCUCGAAGGAACCGCUAGUAACGGGGGAUUUGCGAUCGACGACAUUAAAUUUCAGCCGCAGGCUUGCGCCAUUCGCCCGGCUAGUGCUCUACCAGUUAAGAACGACGACAAUUAGUCGUGAGUUUCGACGCAGCGAAAUUCGAAGAUAAAAUAACCAUACGGGAAAGUAAUUUUGAAAAAAAAGUUAAAAUAAAUCUCAUCAACGCGUCCAGUGCGUAAUGAAUAGAAAAAAAAAUAUUCGAUACUCGUGAUAAUUCCGUCCACGUCGGUAUAUGAUCCUUAACGGUUUUUUCUCUCUGUUUUUCCUUCUGCAGAUAAAAAGACUCUCCGGGAUAUUCGAUAAGGGAUGUUUCUAAAAAAAAUAACGAAUUGUUGAGAAUAAAAUUGAUUGUGCGAGUAAAAAAGAUCUUAAUUUCAGAUAAAAUCAAUUAUGGCGCGAUGAGAUAAUACGCUAUUUUAACACGUUAUAUGGAAAUUUGUAUAAUUCUCUCACAUACAAAAGUUAUGCAUGGCAGCAGUCUGAAUUCUACGUCGAACGAAAACCAUUCGUAUGAAUAAAUCCAUAUGAAUUUUCGCAAACGUGAUUUUACAUACUCAGCUAUAACCGAGCAAUAUGAAUUAAACCGAACUAUUUUUACGCCCCCAAUCGACGCUCAUCGAUCCCAACGAUCAUCUCCGCUAAAUCGAUACAUGGCAAGAGAAGAGAAAGAAAAAGGAGAAUCAAUAUUUCAAAGCGUGCCUGCGAUGCGAAUUUUAUUCAUAAUUACCGACGAGCAUUUCGAACUAGCUGUUAUUGGUUUUCAUUGUUUCAAACCAGUUUCCCAACGACUAAUAAAAUUUCAUUGAAGUCACAGUACGGGUAUUAAAAAGUUUCGAGAUUGGAUGAAAUGACGAAAUUGUAGGGGUAAUCGUUACUGCACCGCUACCCUCCGAAACACAUGGAGCUUUGCAUACGAUACUCGCUCGUGAUUCUUGCGCUCGUGAUGGUUGUGCAUCGUGCAACAACUUAACCCACCCCCUUCCCGAUUCUAUACGUAAAGCGGGAGCAGCAGCAGCAGCAGCAGCAGCAGCAGCACAGUAGCAGCAGCUCAGGGAAUUACGAGCGUGGAAAACAUAUAGGAGAGUGCAUGCGGAGUGUAGUAUAAACUAUGAGGUAUAGUACGACGCCGCGACGGGGUGAAGCGAGGGAUAAAAGGGGAAAAUGUAUAUCGGGGGGGAGGGGUGAGAAUAUAGGGGUAAGUCAGGGUUUUAGGGUGCUUCUAUCGCGCACCCCGACUACGCAGAUACCGUCUAUAUACUUGGUUCAAUGACCACCGCCCUAUUCCCAGCUAGGGGUCUUCCAGCCCCCCGACAAUUUACGGGAAUUCCCGAGUCUUCACGAGUAGCAAAAAAGGGGAGCUGUUCCAGGCUGGCAAAUAGUUCUGUCAAGUCCAGGGGUAGAAGCUGACGGCCCCGCUUGUCUGCUCCUUCUUUCGCUAGUUUAAUUUCUUUCAUUUUAGUUAAGUUCUGUUCAACAUUGAUUGAUUGAUAUAUUAAUGAUUGAUUCAUUCGAUUCGAUUGAUUUGUUCAUUACAAAUUGAUUAUACACAUCGCCGAUGAGCGAAAUAUUUAUACCGCGAUAUAUACCAUAUAUAUAAAAUUAUAUAUAUAUAUAUAUCUAUAUCAUAGCGUGUACAAUAUUCUUCGUUCGAGUUGAUUGAGAACAAAUAA